UCUCAGCGGCUCUUCUCCCAAGCAUUUUGGGAGUGUCAAGCGUCGAGUUUACGACUCCACCAGCGUCCACGUGGAGUGUGACGGCGCCGCCAUCAGAAACGGUAUCGAUCACGCUGGCUCCUGCGCCCGGCCACCAGUGCCCCCGGUGCUGGUUGUAUACGGCGCCCGCGGAGACGGCGCUGUGCGGGCGGUGUGACAAGGCGCUUGGACAGCCCGCCGCGGGACAGUAAAAUGGUGGGGUUGGGAUAUGGGGAAAUGAGUGGAGACUUGGCGUCAUAUCGCGCCCCAGAGAUCCAGAGAUCUGCUCCAUUAGUUUCUUUAUGGCAUCGCAAUCACCUGUCCGACACGCACGGCACAGACAGGCUACGGGCUGCCGACUGCGGCUACAAGGAGUCAGGUCGGAUCUGUAGUCGUACUCUCGCCUGGUGUGCGUGUCCACAUGCACAUGACCUCCUCGUUGCCGGUCUUGCCAAAAGGUCUGUUGUCGUGAUCAGAGGUGGAGUCGAGCCGUCCGCCGUUCCGCCGUUCCGCCGUAUCGCCGUAUGUCGUGUCGCAUUUGUCGUAUUUGUCGUAUUUGUGGUGCGCUGCAUCUCCCACGGAAAACGGCUGUUGUGCCUCGUGAACGGCGUCAUCACUCCUGCCCACGCCCGGUGCCCAGCUGCUCAGCUGCCCGAGAUUGCUCAUGCCAUGGCCUAUACACGGCGGUCAUGCCCGAGGAAUGCUAAGAUCUGACGGCAGAGGGGGCAUGGGGUGGUUACAGAUGCCCGAAGCCCUGGCCAGCCGGCGUGUCUGCCGGUGAUGAUGGAUGAUGGAUGAUGGAUGAUGGAUGACGCGCAUGUUGCGCAGGUAGAGAGGUGGAGAGUGGAGCGCGACUGCUAAACUGAGCCACUCCCAGUACCUGCCUCCCUACUAUCCUGCAUGAUCCUGCAACUCCUGCACCACAGGUUCAAGUCCUGCAG
This is a messenger RNA of Cutaneotrichosporon oleaginosum, 959 nucleotides long. The record is from RefSeq and is a predicted model, not a curated record. Lineage: Eukaryota; Fungi; Basidiomycota; Tremellomycetes; Trichosporonales; Trichosporonaceae.